AAAAAAACAUAGACGUCAGUAAAUGUUCACAAACGACAGACUCCAGAUCAUGUGUCAUCAUUGAUGAACUCCAGAGAGAAGAUCGAACCGGUUCUACACUAAAUAUGGCCGUUGGGCCUCGUCGGCGCUGAACGCAGUGCGCGCUCCCGCGACGUACAUGCACGGCUCCGCAGAGCGUCUGUAACACCUGAGCGGACAAACGGCCCCGACGAGUUUAACGGGAAAUACGUUCAGAAACCGUUGUUUUGCCGACAGGCUGAAAGUAAGCACCGGCGACACGGUGCGUGUGUCCAGCUGGGAUGUUUGUACUUCAGACGGUUUCAGGUGUUCAUCUUGGAAUAAAUGAAAUUGCAGAAGGACACAACCAAGAGAGAUCUCUUCCUGCGCCCAGCUCUCCUCCGUCAUCUCCCAGCUGCAGCUCCACCCAAACACGACCACCAGCCGAAUCCCCUCUGAGGUCUCCCUGGGUGACGGAUGGUCAGAUGGAGCAGGACCCGGAUUCCCAGCAGCACCACCACGAGCUUCAGUCGAGUCCUCCAUCUCGGCCCUACGAGGAACUCUUCUGCAGCAGCCAGGGCUCCCACGCUGUGGGCCCUCUGACCGGCGCCCUCGUGACCUCCUGCGGGCCACACAGCGAUGUGGUGAAACAAGGUUUCCUCGGGAAGCUGGACCGGAACCACAGAAGAUAUUUUGUCCUGAGAGCAGGAAGUCACACCGGGCCAGGCCGACUCGAAUGGUACAAGAACCAGGAGAAGUCUGCUGGUAAAGCUGCGCUGUCUGGCUCAAGCAAGCUGGGGGUGAUGUACCUGAGGUGCUGUCUCGGUGUGAGUCGGAGCGGCAGUUCUAGGAAAGGUCACACGGUGGCGCUGUAUGCCAAGGAUCAGACCAUGGUGCUGGUGGUGGAGGACCAGUGGGAACAAGAAGCCUGGUACCUGGCCAUGAGGAAACUGAUGGAGGAAGAGCGGAAGGAUGAAGAGCGCGGAGAAGGAUGUGAUGAAGAGGAUGACGGCUAUUGCACCCUUCCCUCCGCUGCUUCCUUCAAAGAGGUGUGGCCCGUCACAGUGAGGCCCACAGGUCUGGGCUGUACCAAGUCUCUGUCCGGGGAGAGCCGUCUGUGCCUCACAGCCACGUCUCUCAUCCUGGUCAGAGUGACGGCGUGCAGCGAUUUGCCGUCGCUCACAAUACCGCUGCUCAGCGUCCGGCGCUUUGGUCACUUGGACGGUUCCUUCUACUUGGAGCUCGGCAGGUCGGCACCAAAUGGGCCCGGCGAAAUCUGGAUGGGAGCGAGAGACCAAGGGAACCCGGCAGUCGCCCAUCGCAUUCACGAGGUGGUUAUUGAGACGGUCCGGACGCUCCGAGCUCUUCCCGACUUCAGCCGCUCACCGGCCUCCUCCCGCAGUCAGCUUCAAGCCCUCCUGCCUUCAAAACGCGGCCGACCCAAAUACAGAGACAAAGCGGUGAAUGUGAGGCCGCCCGGUGCUCGUCCGGCGCCGCUCCUCAGGAACCCUGAAACCCAGACGAGUCCCCCUGAAUGUCCCCUCCAGCCCGACAGACCACACCGCACGCAGCCUGCGUCCACUGCGGGCUCUGCCUCACACCCCGGCCCUCUCGCGUCCCCUCGGAGCUCCACGUCCGAGACAGACGACUACGUGGAAAUGAAGACGGACCAGCGCGUCCCAGUGGACCAAGGGAGGGACAGAGGCGCUGCCAUGGCGACGGGGGACCUCUGCAGCGGGAGCUGGAACCCGGGCGAGGCUCAGCGUCUAGGUUACAUGAUGAUGUCACCGCCAGGAGGACACAGUUCACCUGCACUGCCUCAGGACGACUAUGUGACCAUGGCGAGCCCACAAAAACCCAACGCACAACCUCGCCCUUCCUCCUCCUCCUCUUCCCUCCAGACGUCAUUCGACAGCUUUACCUCGGACCGCUCCUCUCCUCUGCGCGCGUCGCAUCAUCGGACCAACGAGCACAGUCCUCCACGCCGCCUGGUGACCUCGCUCCAGCAGUCGGAGACGGGAGCCGGCCAAUCACAGAGGAGCAUCCGCUGCUCCAGCCAACCACAGGAAGCAGCAGAGAGCUGCUCGUCUCCUGUGAGGAGCGUUGAUCCGUCUGCCGCGAUGACUCAGUUUGUCCAAAGUGGACCAGACCAUGCCGGGCCGGGCCGGGCCAGCCGAGCGGCCUCGGACCAAUCUGGUAGAAGAUGGCGGCUGUCUUUGUGUCUGCCGUCCUGCCUGCUGGCUGAGGACGGAGACGGAUUGUAAUGAUCGUUCUUCUGGUGACCUUCUAGUUACAGCAACUUAUGAAAGAAUAAUUGAUGGAAUAUUUCAAUCAACGGAGCUUAAAAGGUUUAAAUAUGUUUAAUAUGUAUUUGUCUGUAAAUUCACUGUCUGUUUGGUUUCAGUUUGCCCCGUUUCUACAUCUUCUUUGUUUUUCCUCGUUUGGAUUAAAUUGGGACUUGAAGCACUUUCACUGUUAUAUGAAGAAGUAAAAGAAUAAAGUCACAUGAAAGCAAAUGUU
Molecule: messenger RNA, 2517 nt
Organism: Gasterosteus aculeatus aculeatus (three-spined stickleback)
Lineage: Eukaryota; Metazoa; Chordata; Actinopteri; Perciformes; Gasterosteidae
Biological process (GO): insulin receptor signaling pathway
Cellular component (GO): cytosol; plasma membrane
Molecular function (GO): insulin receptor binding; phosphatidylinositol 3-kinase binding
Source: RefSeq, a predicted model, not a curated record